AUGCGGCUUCAAGUAGGACGAUCAAAUUCAAGUAAUAUAGAUAUAAGAGAAUUUUCAGAGUGGAUAUUAAAAAUUGGAGAUGGCACGGUAGGAGAGCCAAAUGAUGGUGAAGGUACUAUAGAAAUUCCUGAUGACAAUCUGAUAAAGGAAGCAACAAAUUCGAUCGAAGCAAUUGUCGAUAGUACUUAUCCAUCUAUUCUUCAGAAUUUGUGGGAUCCAAAAUACUUUCAAGAGAGAGCAAUUCUAGCACCAACUCACGAAAAUGUUGAAGCUAUAAAUGAUUAUAUGUUAUCUAUAAUGCCAGGUGAAGAAAUAGAGUACUUGAUUUCUGACAGCAUAUGUCAAGCAGAUACAACCAUGGGAAUUGAAUAAUUUUAUCCACCCGAGUUCCUAAACACCAUUAGAUGCUCCGGUUUGCCAAAUCACCGGCUAAGAUUGAAGGUUGGUGUUCCUGUCAUGCUUCUCAGAAAUAUUGAUCAGUCUUCUUGCUUGUGUAAUGGUACCCGAUUGGUGAUAACUCAGCUAGGAAAGUAUGUUGUUUAAGCCAAAAUAAUUUCAAGUAGUAACAUUGGGCAUAAAGUGUUCAUUCCUAGACCGGUCCUAAGCCCAUCGGAUACUACCGCUUUGCCAAUUAAGCUUCAACGUAGACAAUUUCCAUUGGUAGUUUGUUUUUCUAUGACGAUAAAUAAAAGCCAAGGUCAAUCACUCUCACAUGUUGGUUUAUAUCUUCCAAGACCGGUUUUUAGUCAUGGUCAACUUUAUGUUGCAAUCUCCAGAGUUACAAACAAGAAAGGUUUGAAGGUUCUAAUAUGUGAUAAGGACUGAAAUAUUGCUAACACUACAAACAAUGUAGUAUACAAAGAAGUAUUUCAAAAUUUGCCAUGAGAAGGUAUUACUCAACACUACUUAAUAAAUAAAUUAAUAUUCAUCAUUUGCUAACGUUGUUUAAAAUCUACAUUGUUAAACUCUCUAACUUUUUUUGUAAUCAAUUUUUACAUUGCAUUGCUACAAUUCAUGGACUUUUAUUAAUCCCCAACAAAUGGACGAAGUAGGUAGAAAUUGAAAGGCAUUAAGUACUUUAAUUAGAUUUUUGUGGUUAGAUUCGAAUAAUUUAACUUUUAUUCAAAUAUUGUAUGUGUUGGUCUGGAGCUUAAAUUGAUUUGUUUGUGAUAUUUUUUUCUU
This is a messenger RNA of Chenopodium quinoa (quinoa), 1182 nucleotides long. RefSeq lists its product as uncharacterized. Lineage: Eukaryota; Viridiplantae; Streptophyta; Magnoliopsida; Caryophyllales; Amaranthaceae. Bases 1 to 372 code for a protein of 123 amino acids. The record is from RefSeq and is a predicted model, not a curated record. The transcript has 2 exons.